CUCCACUGCCUCCAAACUCAAACGCCUUUUCGCGCGUAGCCUUCUUACUCCCCCAGAUAUCUCGCUUUUGCUCUUCCAGUUACAGCCCCGCAGUUUCACCGCGGAAUCGCGCUGUCGCCUCUCGGGCAAAAGUUGCCCCUCCAUCAACAAGCCCAAAACACACGGCGCGAAGCGGAGCACACGAGCUCGCACCACACAGCUACAGACAUGACAUCGAUGGACAUAGACUUCACACGGCGCAACAAGAAGCCGCGACCACUGUCGGAAGCGGAAAAGGAGAAGCUGGACGAGUUUAUUGAGGCCAUCCACUACUCUGCACGAUAUUCCGACCCCGAAUACGAGUACCGACACGUUCAGCUGCCCAAGCAGAUGCUCAAGGCUAUACCUAAGGACUAUUUCGAUGGCCAACGGGGGACCCUGAAACUGCUGUGGGAGGAGGAAUGGAGAGCCCUAGGCAUCACCCAGAGUCUAGGCUGGGAGCACUAUGAGGUCCAUGAACCGGAGCCUCACAUAUUAUUGUUCAAACGGCCGAUUAACUACCAACCCCCACUGCAACACUGAUACCGCCCUUUCCUCUCAUCCGCCCUCGGGGCGCCCACCCACCUCCCAAACCCACUCAGCCACAACGCGCCCGGCUCACGGCGCGCAUGAUACCUAGCGGCGCCCACAAAAUUGCUACAACAGACG
Mytilinidion resinicola is the source of this 687-nucleotide messenger RNA. Its product is annotated as CKS-domain-containing protein. Bases 208 to 561 code for a protein of 117 amino acids. Gene Ontology annotation, biological process: regulation of mitotic cell cycle. The record is from RefSeq and is a predicted model, not a curated record. Gene Ontology annotation, cellular component: cyclin-dependent protein kinase holoenzyme complex; SCF ubiquitin ligase complex. Gene Ontology annotation, molecular function: histone binding; cyclin-dependent protein serine/threonine kinase activator activity; ubiquitin binding. The transcript has 4 exons. NCBI's taxonomy places the organism in Eukaryota, Fungi, Ascomycota, Dothideomycetes, Mytilinidiales, Mytilinidiaceae.